CCGAGCGCGGCCCCCGCCCCGCCGCCGUACCUGGCCAGCGCCCCUCCCCCGCGGGGAGGGUCCGACGGCCGCGCCCUGCGGGGUCGCCGCGCUCCAGCUCGGCCGCCGGCCAGGAUCGCGCCGGGCGUCGGGGCCAAGGAGCCGGGCCAUGCUGGGCCGGCGACGCGUCUUCACCGUGGAGCCGCUCGGCGGCCGGGAUGGGACUGGCGAGGAGCUGGCGCACGGCUGCGUGGUGCCCGGAGUCACCAGCACCUAUAGACGGAUCUCAGACGCCGAUCAGGGUGGCUCACCCGCGUCCGGGCAGGGAGACGAGGAACUGAGAGCCCCGGGGAGGCAGGUGCCCAUUCUCAAACUGGCCUCUCGAGACUCGGGAGUGGAGAUGGCCCUUGGGGAUGGCCUCCUGGCCACCUCUGUGGGCCUUUACCAAGACUCUUUGGACUUUGAGCCCACAAGGGGCCCCGAGUCCCCUGCCCACCUCGGCCGGCUCCGAGCCAGCCGGAAGCUGGAGCAGGUGCUGGAACGCUCCCGCCAGCUUACCGCUUCCCCUGCCAGCACGUUACGACGACACGUCCGCUCCCCGGAGCCACCACGCAAGGCUGAGUGCGAAAUGGGCCUUUUUGGAGCAGGGACACAAGAGACCCUGGAGGUAGACAUGGAUCCUGAAGGCAGCCUGGCAGAAGCAGCAGUGGUUGGGGCCUGCCUCCCCGGGCAGGGUCUUCGCUACCUGGAGCACCUCUGCCAGGUGCUGGAGCAGAUGGCGCGGCUCCAGCAGCUCUGCCUGCAGCUGCAGCCCCGGCAGCCCGCGGUGGACUCUGAGGGCGAGGCGGCCCCCCCAGCUCCACCCUCUGUCGCCCCUGGCAAUGAAGUGCAGGAGUCCUGGGAGCUGCUCAGCCUGAAGGAAACUGCAGAGACAGGGGCAGCGGCAGCUUUACUGCCAGAGGUGGAGGAACCCAGCGCCAACCCCCCCAGGCUGCUGGAGGACCCAGCAGAGCCAGAGCACCCCUUUCCAGCCUCCCAGGGACACAGGGUCAAGGUCCUGCUCAGGCGGAUCCGCUGGAGGAACCCUUGGCGCCCAGAGACCCCCACCCCACCUGAGGACUGUGCCCCUGAGAUGGAAUCAAGGAACCUACCUGAGAGGUCACCGCGAGGCCUUCUCCGAAAGACCUUUAUGCCAUCAUUAGUGGUUAAGAAGCAGCGAGCAAAAAACCUGUCUGUGUGCUGAGGCUGUCCCGUGCAGGGUGUGCCCCUGCUCUUUGCCCUGUUGCUGCUUCUCGUCACUGCCAGGAAUCGCUGCUGCCACUGCCUGGUCUGUGUCUCAGAGCGAGGCUCGAGGCCUCCUCCCAGCCGCCUGCGCCGAGCCCUGCUUUCCCCGAGAGGCUCCGAGGGGGCUGCGGUUCCCAGACUCCUCCCACAAUGCCAGAAAUCCCUGGGUUUAGACAAUGUGAACUUAUUUAUCAGGCAUCCAGGGGGUGUGUCUGGUGCGGUGAUCUGUCUGGGCCCAGCAUGUCGGCAGAUGUGUAUUUAUGCAAAGUCACAUUUAUGGAUACGUACGUGUGCACAUGUAUAUACAGUGAGACUCCAUUGUGAAAUGGCCGGACCCGACCAUCUCCUGAAUCAUCCACUGCCUGGGUGAGGUCACUGCAGAAGGAUGUACUCGCCUCCAUUCCUCAGCGACUGCUCCUGGGUCCUGAUGCUACGCUGAGAGUCUGGCCCAUGGACCAGAGCUGCCCUGCUAGGAGCAGGAGGUUUCCAGACCCAACGUGGAGAAAGCGAGUUAUCUUCAAGGUGAACCUCGGCUGCUGUGCUCCCUACAAGCCUUUACACAUCAGCGCAGGAAUCAGAAGCCCAUACUAGUAUUUAAACCUUGUCAAAGUCCCUUAACUUUUCUGAGCCCCAGCUUUCUACUUAACCUCCCAGAUGGUAUAACGAUGCCCACCCUAUCUACCUCAC
Molecule: messenger RNA, 1950 nt
Organism: Sorex araneus (European shrew)
Lineage: Eukaryota; Metazoa; Chordata; Mammalia; Eulipotyphla; Soricidae
Gene: C7H8orf58
Product: chromosome 7 C8orf58 homolog
Exons: 7
Coding region: 149-1222 (357 amino acids)
Source: RefSeq, a predicted model, not a curated record